AUGUGCCACUUUCAGGUCUCCGCACACUGCUGCUGGGUUCCAUUUUGUCAUAGGGUGCUGGCAGAUUACGGGCCUCCCAUAGCUGCUGCCAGGCCCCUAAUCUGCCAUGGGCCCCUGUAACGCCUCCUCACACUGCUGCUGCAAGGUCCACAGUGUCUCAUGGGUCCCUGUACCGCCUCCCAUUGCUGCUGCCAGGCCCCUAAUCUGCCAUGGGCCCCCGUACCGCCUCCUCAUGCUGCUGCCAGGCCCCUAAUCUGCCAUGGGCCCCUGUACCGCCUCCUCACGCUGCUGCAAGGUCCACAGUGUGUCAUGCCAUAUUACGGCCUCACAUUGCUGCGGCCAGGCCCCUAAUCUGCCAUGGGCCCCUGUACCGCCUCUCCUCACGCUGCUGCCAGGUCCAGGUCCACAGUGUGUCAUGGGUCCCUGUACCGCCUCCCAUUGCUGCUGUCUCCAACGCCACACUCUGCCAUGUGCCACUAUCAGGUCUCCUCACACUGCUGCUGGGUUCCAUUUUGUCAUAGGAUGCUGGCAGAUUUACGGCCUCA
Messenger RNA from Staurois parvus, 545 nucleotides. The record is from the annotation of a GenBank genome assembly. Lineage: Eukaryota; Metazoa; Chordata; Amphibia; Anura; Ranidae.